AUGGACUAAUUAAAUUUUCACAAAAAAAUAAUAUUAAACAUUUAAGUGGACCACGUACGUGAAAUAAUAAAAGCAAUAUUACAACCAAAUGCAUUAAAACCAUUUUGUGUAUUAUUUUUUUAUUUUUUAAUUUAUCAAUGGUCUGGUACAAAUGCAUUGACAUUUUAUGCUGUACAAAUAUUUAAUAAAUCAGGUGUUACAAUAAAUAGUUAUUUGAUAACUGUUGUACUUGGUGUUGUUAGACUUCUAUCAACAAUAAUGGCAUGUGUACUUUGUCGUAAAUGUGGAAGAAGACCAUUGACAAUGAUAUCAUCAAUUGGAUGUGGUAUAUCAAUGAUUGGAUUCAGUGGAUAUUUGUGGUAUUAUCAAUAUUGGAAAUUAAAUAAUAUUGAGCCAUCAUUUACUUGGAUGCCAGUGUUAUUUAUAUUUUCUUAUACUAUUGCUUGUACAAUUGGAUUUUUAGUUAUACCUUGGGUCAUGAUUGGUGAAGUUUAUCCAGUUCAAGUUAGGGGAAUCAUGGGAGGAUUAACAACUUUUUCAGCACAUUCAUUUGUCUUUAGUGUUGUUAAAAGUUUUCCAUUUUUAAUUGAUACAAUUACUAUGCAUGGCACAUUUUUAAUGUUUGGAUGUAUAUCGCUAUUUGGAACAAUAUAUUUUUAUACAUUUUUACCGGAGACUAAAAAUAAAACACUCCAAGAAAUUGAAGAUUAUUUUUCCGGUAGAAAUUCAAGUUUAAAAACAGGAAGUUUAAAAUUUCGUAAAACAAUUAUUCAUGAUGAUGAUGAUAAACAAAAUCAAGAAGAAGAAAUAACAAAAACAUAAAAUUUAUAUCAAUAAUUUUUAAAUCAUAAUAAUGAAUUAUUUUACUUUUUUUUUGUUGUUGAAUGUUUAUAAAAAAUAAUUAAUUAUUAAGUGUUUAAUUUUAAAUACAAAAUUUUUUUUAAAUAAAAAUAUUUUAGAUCUCGUAAAAGUAUUUUAAUAAAUUGAAAAAAUAAAAAAAAAAUGAUUAUUGUAAAUAAAUUAAUUUAACGCGCAAAAAUUACUUAUUUUUUUAAACAAAAGAAAGAUAAAUAAUUAUAAGAAAUAUGAUAAAUUUAAUAAAAAUUAUAAAUUAUAGAAAAAUAAAGAUGAGAAUUUUGUGAAUUUGAUAAAAAUAUAAACUUAUAUCUUUUAUUUUUAUUAACAAAA
Messenger RNA from Aphidius gifuensis, 1188 nucleotides. Its product is annotated as facilitated trehalose transporter Tret1-like. Gene Ontology annotation, molecular function: myo-inositol:proton symporter activity. Bases 259 to 822 code for a protein of 187 amino acids. Lineage: Eukaryota; Metazoa; Arthropoda; Insecta; Hymenoptera; Braconidae. The record is from RefSeq and is a predicted model, not a curated record. Gene Ontology annotation, biological process: transmembrane transport. Gene Ontology annotation, cellular component: membrane. The transcript is spliced from 2 exons.